Molecule: messenger RNA, 3370 nt
Organism: Notolabrus celidotus (New Zealand spotty)
Lineage: Eukaryota; Metazoa; Chordata; Actinopteri; Labriformes; Labridae
Gene: gal3st1a
Product: galactose-3-O-sulfotransferase 1a
Exons: 3
Coding region: 282-1559 (425 amino acids)
Biological process (GO): galactosylceramide biosynthetic process; myelination
Cellular component (GO): membrane
Molecular function (GO): galactosylceramide sulfotransferase activity
Source: RefSeq, a predicted model, not a curated record
CAGGUAGCGCGAGGCACCAGGUGUGCGUGCAGAGGGAAAGAGGAGAAGAGCAGCAGCAACCAGAUGACUGAGCUCAGUGGCACCGGACAUGUGACAAGGGGAGAGUGAGACGGUCUAUGACAGAAUGUUCAUGAUAAGAUCAGACAUUAAAGGUGCAGGAGGGAGAUCGACUUGUUUUAGUCAUCAAGAGCUGGAUGCAAAAGAGACAGAUGCUGCUGGACAAGAAUUGCUCCCACUAGUUUGGAUUUGUGCAUGAGGGUAAUCCUUGAUCCUGCAAGACCAUGGCUGGUAAGAAAGGGAGGCAGUGGAGGUCCAUGUGCAAAGGCCUGGUCCUGGGUACCCUCCUGACCAGCUGCAUGAUCCUGCUUUACUGCUUUUCCACCCCGCAGAUGCACCUCAACCUGCCUGAUGUUCCAGUGCCUUAUUCCUGUGCCCACCGUCCAUCCCAGCUCCACCCCAAAUCAACCACCAACAUGUCCCAACAAACCUCUGGUCAGAGAUGCACACCCAAAGUGGACAUCAUGUUCAUGAAGACCCACAAAACAGCCAGCAGCACCUUCCUCAACAUUCUUUUCCGCUUUGGAGAGAAGCACCGACUGAAAUUUGCCUUCCCCAACAGCAGAAAUGACUUCUUCUAUCCGUCUGUGUUCCAGCGCUCUCAGGUUAAAGACUACAGACCUGGAAUGUGCUUCAAUGUUAUUUGUAAUCACAUGCGAUUUAAUGCAAGUGAAGUGGCCAAGCUGCUACCUCUGGACACUUCCUACAUCACCAUCCUCAGAGACCCUGCUGAGCUCUUUGAGUCGUCCUUUCACUACUUUGGCCGGCUGGUGCCAUUUACCUGGAAGAUACCAGGUGAUGACAAACUGACUGAGUUUUUAAGAGACCCAAAUCAUUACUUCGAUAAAGAGGGCUUCAACUCUUUCUACCUCAAGAAUCUGCUGUUCUUCGAUUUUGGACAGGACAACACUUUGGAGCUGGAUGACCCACAUGUAGAAAAGGGAAUCAAGUUAAUCACUGGGCGUUUUCAGCUGGUCAUGUUGGUGGAACACUUUGAGGAAUCUCUGAUCCUGCUUAAGGAUGCCCUCUGCUGGGAGAUGGAUGACCUGCUCUUCUUCAAGCUCAACGCCCGUAAAGGCUCAACUGUGUCCAAACUCACCCCUGAGCUGAGGGCCAGGGCUCUGCAGUGGAACGCCAUCGACUGGAAGCUCUACCAGCAUUUCAACCAGACAUUUUGGGAGAAAGUAGAUGCAUAUGGACGCCAAAGGAUGGCUGAGGAUGUUGCAGAGCUCAGGAGAAGGAACACAGAGAUGGCAUCUGUCUGCAUUGAGGGGGGUCAGGCUGUGGAAGCUGGCAGCAUCCAGGAGACAGCCAUGCAACCGUGGCAGCCCAUUGGAGAGAAGUCCAUCAUGGGAUACAACCUGAAGAAGAAUGUGGACAAGGCACAUCGGAAGCUGUGCCGCAAGAUGUUAACACCAGAGCUUCAGUAUUUAACAGAGCUCGGGGUCAACCUGUGGAUCACCAAACUGUGGGGCCACGUACGAGACAUCAUUAACUGGUGACUAGACCUGUGAGCAUGAGGGGCCAAUUAGACUUUGAAAAACUGUAUUUGAAGAAGAAGAAUCUGACUGUGUGGCUGAUGAAGUGAAAGGUUUAUGGUUUAAGUCACAUUUCAAUCUUAUACCGUUCUGAAGGGUGCUUGAGAAAAAAAAAACCCAGACCUCACAAUCUACAAAUACUGGACAUGUUUACAACAGGCAGUUGCAUGGAAGACCUAAGCUGACAUACCACCAUACAUGCUAUUUACUCUGUUUUACUGUGAUCAUGAGUCAAUUUCAGUUGUUUUCUCUUGAUAUAACCUUAAAGAUCAAGGAUCAUAAGUCGUAUCUCUAGAGUUGCAAUAGCAGAGAACAAACUCAAGUUUAUAGUGCAGGCACCAGCAGUAUAGUAUCUGUGGUCUAGCUUAUCACUAUAGCAUUUUGUUUAGUUCAACCCUUAUUGUCUCUUGAUAACGAGUAAAACUGCUCCUUUACCAUUGGAAGACCAGCUUUGUCAUCCUGAGAUAACAAGAACACAAGCUAAAUUAACUUGUUUUUAAUACUAGAUUAAGGCAAUAAAGAAGUUGAGAUCUCAAGAAAAAGAACUUUAAAAGGCUCAUUAUCACAGAAAAAUUGAGUUAAUAUAAUUGGUGAAUGCAUGUCCACUUGAGGCAACCAUACAGACAAGGCCCAGCAUUGUUUUUAUAAAACUAUUUUCAAAAUAUUAAUUUUAAAUUCUUACUCUGAAAUACUUUCUUAAGUGAAUAAUGGAGUUUAAGACUAAUUCUAGGGAAUAAAGACAAACGUGUUGCCACCUUUGCCAAAAUUUUAAAGUUGUUUGAAGACAUGAAAGAAUGGAAACUCUGUGAUGUUUUUCUUUGAAAGUUGAAAAAUUUAAACACAGAUUUGAAGGUAUUGAAUAUUUCUAGAUCCCAUCUCAAUGUUUUCUGGAGUACAAAAUCCGCAAUAAUUUAGAAAAAAGUUUAGAAUACCUACUUUUCCAAUGACAGACAUUUUCACUUGUCAUGGCAGAGGAGUUGUAAGUACAACUAAUAGCAAUAAUGACUGUUUAUUCAAUGGUCCAAAACUACUACAUCGUAAUCAAAUGUACCGUAGCUCUCAGUAUCUGCAGUGACACGUCAAGGAGUCUGUCAUAAAAUAUAUCUGAUGACUUCUAUGCAAAGAAGUCAGUGGAUACAAAUUUAAGUUCAGCACUAUGCAAUCAAUUUUGAAAGAAUCAUUUCUCAUUAAUCUAUUUUCUUUUUCUUUUUCUCCUUUUAUACAAUAAAUGGCAUACUGUUCAUUAAAUGUUAUAUGAUGUAACACUUUCACUACUCUUGGACAUUAUGCAGCUGUAGCCAUUUCCCCUCUUACCCUUAAAACCACAAUGUUAAUCCUAAUAUCAUUCGCUUGUGCCAGGUGUUUUUGGCAGCACAUUGAUGAAGUGGUAAGAUAGCGAGCCUUAAAAAGUCAGACAGUUGAAGUAAAAAAAAAACACUGAGACAAUGAACUAUAGUGUUAAACAACGCAAUGUCUGUUUGCACAGAUCUGUAGUCUUAGCCUGCAGAAACACAGAUAGUUACCAGUAUAUUUAAUGUUACAUCAGGGGUUUUCCUGAUAAAGCAAACUUAGUUAUUUCUUUCGUCCAACUACUGUAUAUUUAUUUACUCUGUAUUUCUUUGCAUUUAAUACUUUUUGAUUCUGUAUUUCUUGAUGUAUUUAAGUGUUUUUUCGGUCUGUAACAUAGUGGUUUUGUCCUUAUCACACCUCCCCCAUUUUUCCUGGCAUGUGAUUAUCUCAUGCACCUCAAAAUAAAGCAAAGAUUAUGUAACUGG